ACCUGUUUGGGGAAAGGAGUGCCCUGGCCAAUCCCAAAAUUUUUUAUGAUUUCGUGAACCAUGAGUUUGACCAGUAUUGCCUCUUGAAGAUGCCAUCUCCCAGAAAGGGGAAUGGCUCCAUCUAAUCCAGCUGUGCCUCUUCCUAUCUCCAGAGAUGAACCGAAAGGCUGUACUGAAGGCAGCAUUUCCUGGAGGAAGCAGUGGCCCAUUGGCAGCCCCUGCUGCAGGAAGUGAGGUGAUGCCAGGCAGAGUCACAGCAGAUGAGAGUGCUGGGAUGGCUUCUCCAGCAGCUGGGAUGGAAGAUGGUUUGGAACCCUUGGGAGUUUCUGCAGGUGUGUCUGCAGGGAAGACUUUUCAGGCUCCUUUCCUGGUUGCUGUGCACAAGCCCGGCUCCCAUCGCAGGGGUCCUCCGAGAGGGAGGAACAGAGCUACUAAACACAUGAAGACCCUGGAGGAAUCCAAAGAACUGGACCAAAUGCUGAGUGACCUAGAGAGACAGCAUGAGAUGGACCAAAGGGCUUUGCUGAAGGCAGCACUUCCUGGAGGAAGCAAUGGCUCCGUGCCAGCCCCCGAUACACGAAGGGAGGAGAUGCCAGACAGUGCCACAGAAGACGUUAUCACUGAAACAGGAAUAUUUGCCCCGGAUCCAGUGCGCCUCCCAAGAAUUGUCUGCCCCCAGCAUGCGCGCAGGUCCUGCAUGAUAGGCACGGUGGUGACACUGUUCACCGUGCCCCUCAUGCUGAUCGGCUGCUAUCUUGGCAUUCGGAAGCUGUACCAGAGCAGACAUGCUUUUUCCAGUUAUUUGAUAUAGUGAAUGAUGGCUGGACCAUCGAGGAUCUCGUCUCGACGGUGGUAGCUCUAUUCCCCUUCCUCUCUUUUCUCUCUUUUUCCCUUUUCUGUCCCUUCUAUCGCAUUUGCUGUUGGUACCUAAAUAAAGAUGCAUUUGUUGUGAUUAAAGUGAUGGUCCCUUGCCAUUUGCAGUUUUGCACUUUUGGGAUCGGUUAACAAACCAUCACAAACACCCCGCAAGAGUGGAUUGUGACC
Messenger RNA from Vidua macroura (Pin-tailed whydah), 1044 nucleotides. RefSeq lists its product as uncharacterized. The transcript has 7 exons. Bases 155 to 811 code for a protein of 218 amino acids. NCBI's taxonomy places the organism in Eukaryota, Metazoa, Chordata, Aves, Passeriformes, Viduidae. The record is from RefSeq and is a predicted model, not a curated record.